CUUUCAGCUCAGCGUACACGCGCUGUUGUUUUGAUUGACACCAAUAGUCGGGGCUUCAACUUUUGUUUUCCUCUCGAACGUCCUGAAAAUACAUGAACUCAAUGAGCAACGAUGUCUGAAGCGCUCAUGACAUCGACGGAUGAAAUAUCACUGUGUCCAAUGCGAUCAGAGGAGCGUCCCGACGUUGUACGGAGCUUCCUGUUGGUGGAUGACCAGGAAAACCUGCAGGUCCACAAUGAAUCGGAUUUUGUUGAGAGGCUCAACUGUGCCGCUGCGCGAGGUGUCAAAGUUCUCUCCAUCUUUGGAAACACCGGGGACGGCAAGUCACACACCUUAAACCACGUCCUGUUCAAUGGCGAGAGUGUGUUUUUUACCUCCAAGUCCUCCAGCUCCUGUACGGUGGGUGUUUGGGCCGCUUAUGAGCACUCCCUCAGCCUGGUUGCCCUGGAUACCGAGGGCUUGUUGGGAGCAGCUGUCAAUCAAAACCAGAGAAUGAGGCUUCUGCUCAAGGUCCUGGCAGUGUCAGAUAUAGUCAUCUAUCGAACGCGAGCCGAGCGUCUACACAAUGACAUGUUCCAGUUUCUGAGCAAUGCGUCAGGGGCCUAUCUGAAACACUUCACCCCCGAGCUUAGGGCCCUGUCAAGCCGCUGCGGUCUGGACGUGCCCCUGACAUGUCUUGGACCUGCUGUCAUUGUCUUUCAAGAGACGACACACACACAGCUGCUGGGCCAUGAUUCAAAGGUGCCUGGCCAUGCCGACAUGCAACUCCAGAGGAGGUUUCAUGACCUGGGCUUGGGGACUGAUGCCUUCAGUUCGGUACAGUACAUCGGCACCCAAACCAUCACGCCUCCCACCGACUACAGUGAACUACUGGAUGCUCUCAGACAGCAAGUGCAAAACACUCACACGCGUUCGCCCCGCCACCCCGGAAUCGUGUUUCGCGCAUUCGAAGCCCUCAGUGAACGGUUCUGUGGUGACCUACCAGAUGACAAGCUGAAUCUGUACACCUUCUUCCCAGACGAGUACUUCACCUGCUCUGCUGUUUGCCUGAGUUGCAAUAUUCGCUGCAAAAAUGGAAUGAACCAUUUGCGAGAUAGGGUCCCUCACAUGGCAGAUGGACUCUGCCAGUAUGCACACCAGUACAACAACAAAGUCCUUAUCUGCAAGAGGUGCUAUGAAGGUGGCAGAGAGGUGACCGUCGCGCCUAAAACCUCGGCGUCCUCUGACAACCCCUGGCUGGGUCUUGCCAAGUUUGCCUGGUCGGGCUAUGUAUUGGAGUGUUCCAGCUGUGGCGUCAUCUACCGCAGCAGACAGCACUGGCUAGGGAACCAGGACCCAGAGAGCAGCGUGGUGCGUUCUGAAGUCAAACACGUUUGGGAGGGGUCGGACAAUUUCCUCACCAACCACCAGAAUGCAGCACAAAGGGUCCUGGAUGGGAUGAACUAUAUGAUUCAGUCUGUGUCCGAAUACAGCAGCGGCCCCACCAAAGCUGUCACUGCUUGGCUCACUGAUCAAGUGGCGCCGCCCUACUGGAGACCUAACACGGAGAUCAGAGCUUGUCAUGGCUGUCAAAGACCAUUUGAGGAAGCGGAGCGGAAGCACCACUGUCGUUCCUGUGGCGAGGGCUUCUGCCACCUGUGUUCUAGCCACAGGAUGCCAGUGCCAGAGAGGGGCUGGGGUAGCAGCCCCGUCAGGGUGUGUAUGGCCUGCUAUCGUCAGGGAGGACCACCUGAAGCCAACAGUCAGGUGUGUAAAGAGGAGCCUCGCGGCCUGAUCGCUCGCAGGGUGGCGGAGGUGGCUCAGUCCACCUUAGACAUCGUCAGCACUGCUGUGGACUACCCGCUCUGCUUUGUGAAGGAUGUGGCUCGACCAGACUACUGGAUCCCCGACCAGGACAUCACUCAAUGCCACCAGUGCUCCAAAGUCUUCACCCCAGUCAUGCCCAAGCACCACUGCAGAGCCUGUGGUCAAGGGGUGUGCGGCCCCUGCUCCGCACACAUGAAGCCCGUACCGUCAAGAGGGUGGGACCACCCUGUAAGAGUGUGUGACAACUGCAACUCCAGCACCGAUAGUCUCUAAAGUAUGGCUCCAAGUCUCCAAUCAAACUAGACGACAACCCGUGGCUCCAAAGAGGCUUGUUAUCAGGGGCUGGCCGAAGACCUGUUUUUUUUUUUUUCCUCUCUUCUGCCUUCGCCAGUUGAUUCCGCCUCACGUAGAGGCAAAACUGAUCAGAGAUCAGCGGUCGGGUUGACUGCACGUUUCAGCUCCUUUAAGUUGUCUCUCCUAAAAUAUCAUGAUGGCUUGCAGUCUCACGCCAAGGGACCUGUAGGAAAAAAAAAGCAGAGAACAAAAGAACCAGUGUGAGAUUUUCAACGACUGCAAUAGUGCCUUUUUUCCAAACAUGGCAGUAACUUUAUAUGUCCUCACAUUGUAUCUUGCAAGGUUCCAAAUCCUUGGAGGGGAUUUUAUUGUUUAUUCGUUAGACAUCUGUCUGAUGUGAAGACCCUUGAAGGUUAAGUUGUUGGAUGGAGGAAAACGGUUUCAGUCGCCGUUGAAGAAAUAUGUGACUGCGUUGUGUCCAUGACAUGUCUCCUUCUAAUAAAUGCUUGAGCUCGCCCUGUACGCCUGAGAAAGCGAGGCUGUCACAGGGAUGUCAAACUCAUUUUCAUCCCGAGCCACAUCGUAGUUAUGGUUUCCUUCGGAGACCCGUUGUAAGUCUGAAUGUGAUCUUAAAUGUAUGAUCGUCUCAUUUUACAUAAACACUUCAAAUUCA
Molecule: messenger RNA, 2773 nt
Organism: Hippocampus comes (tiger tail seahorse)
Lineage: Eukaryota; Metazoa; Chordata; Actinopteri; Syngnathiformes; Syngnathidae
Product: zinc finger FYVE domain-containing protein 1
Exons: 12
Coding region: 112-2079 (655 amino acids)
Biological process (GO): lipid droplet formation
Cellular component (GO): lipid droplet
Molecular function (GO): phosphatidylinositol-3,4,5-trisphosphate binding; metal ion binding; phosphatidylinositol-3,4-bisphosphate binding
Source: RefSeq, a predicted model, not a curated record